Molecule: messenger RNA, 6060 nt
Organism: Trametes versicolor FP-101664 SS1
Lineage: Eukaryota; Fungi; Basidiomycota; Agaricomycetes; Polyporales; Polyporaceae
Product: separase
Exons: 20
Coding region: 1-6060 (2019 amino acids)
Biological process (GO): meiotic chromosome separation; proteolysis
Cellular component (GO): mitotic spindle pole body; cytoplasm; mitotic spindle
Molecular function (GO): cysteine-type endopeptidase activity
Source: RefSeq, a predicted model, not a curated record
AUGCGCAAUGUCAACGCCGCCUCCAAGAGCCUCUCCGCUGUGGCUGAAUCUGGCUGGAAGGCCUCUGACGCCAAAUCGGACAGAACCACUGCCGCCUCUGCUGUGAAGCAUGCCGCGUCUGCACGCAAGGAGCUGAAUGUACUGCGAGAAUUCAGCCCGGGAGAGGUCGAUGUUGAGCGCGCUGCGUCUAGCGUCGUCGGGAAACUGGUCUCCCUCGAGAUGUACCAAGCAGCAUCUGGCGUGCUGCAGGAUAUGCGUGCGCCUGUCGCUGGCCUCUACCAUCCCAAUCCUCCGCCUGUGGCGACCCACUCUCUACACGACUUGCUUUCGCUGCCUCUCCAUGACGGCCCAAUCUCAGAACUGCAUCUAACGCUGAUCUCUACAUAUCUCCUACACGCACUCACCGUCGCCCUGCAUACAACAACUGACUUACCCGCCCUUCUGGCCCUCCUGCACGACCCUACUAUCCCGGCACUGCUGUCCUGGACACUUGCGCUCUCCCGGUUACCUGAGAAGCAGCACGACAACGUCUUCACGCGUGCGUAUACUGUGACUUCUCGCUUUGCCACCUCGUCUGGCACCGCUCCAUCGUCUGCGUACUCCUUGCGAGCGUACUCUCUGCUAUGUCUCGCGCACACUCGCCCCUCGGUGAUCGCCCCAAACACGUUCUGGGAACAGGCCACAAAAUUUGCUGCCGCGUUCGCCAAGGAACAGACUGUGAAGCCCGCAGAGGGCGCGCGGACUGUCUUGGAAGGCUCUGCUCGUCUCGUGGCUUGUGUCGAGCAGCGGAGCGAUCGCGCAGAGUUCAUGGCAGGUCCUGCAUUUGCGCGUUUUUGCGAGUAUUGGGGCAGGUUUGCCAAGCAGGCGGGGGAUUUGCGCACCCUCGACCAGAUUGGCAAACUAUCACAAGGCGCGGGUGGAAGUGAUGCGGAUACAGAGAGUGACCGUGCAGUCAUCGAGACAUCCGCGCUGUCCACCACGCUCGCUCGUGCGCUUGCCGUUUUCGAGGCCUGGCAAGACCAUACUGCCGACAUUGUUGACAAGUUGCGAGAGGCGUCGAGCGCGAUCAAGCGUUGCGGCCACUCUCUUGGACAAUCUGGCGAGGACCACGACCGCGUCAAGCGCGGAGUGGAGAGAUUGCGCCGCGCCGUCGUCAAGAUCAUCGAGCCGUCUGCAUCUGCGGAGACAAACUGUCCUCCCGAGGUACGCACCUGUGCGCGCGCGAUACUCCAACAAAUCGUCGACGUACUCUGUGAGAAGAGAACGGCGUAUUCGUCGACCAUCCUGACGGGCGCGGUGGAGAGCCUCUUCGCCCUCUCCCGCACUGCCUUCGUCCUCAACAACCCAGACACGUACGCCCCCGCACGCGCGUACCUCGAGCGCGCCACGUCGCUCAUCUCACACGCGGGGAGUCAAGAACGCACGUCCGACGCGGUCUCCGGUGUGCAGCUCGCGAACUACACGCGCUGCGUGGCGGGCGCGUACUACAACUUCGCGCUGCAGCUGCAUCAGGGCGGGCGCCUGGCGCACGCGGUGCCGUUCCUCGAGCAGGCGUGCGCUCGCGCGGAGGGCGCGCUUGGGGAGUGGCGCGCGGCGGUGAGGGAAGAGGGGGACGGGGAUGCGAAGAAAGAGGUGUGGGGGCAGCUGGAGGAGCAGCUGUAUAGGCGGUGGGAGCUGCUGGGAGUGUGUCAUGCGAAGACGGGGGACCGGCAGAUGGCGUACGACGCGUUCGUGAAGAGCAUCAUGGCGUUCCCGUACGGGCCGCAUGGCGUCGCGCAGCUCGCAGCGACGACGCUCCCGUCCGCGCUCUUCGACAGCGCGCCCCUCAAGCACCUCGCGACGCUCGUCGACCGCGUCACCUACAUGGCCGCGUGCGAGCUCUUCCGCGCGCCCGCGUCCGUCCCGCUCGCUACCUGGCCGAACUUUCCCUGCUCCGACGCUGGCGCGCUCGUCGUGGGCGCGCUGAUGGAGCGCCAGCUCGCGAGCCUGGAGGAGUGCCGGUGGAAGCAGGGCGUGCGGGCGGUCGUGGACGCGCUUCUGGACGCCGUGGCGGGGCUGUAUGAGCGUGAGGGGUGUGCGGUAAGGCGCGCGAGGGUGGUGGUGCGCAAGCUGGAGAUGGGGUACUAUUGCGAGGAAGGGGAGGGGCAGUAUGAGGCGAUGAAGCGGUUGGGCGAGGAGGUCGAGGCGCUUCUGACUAUCGAGAAUAUCGAACAGGGGCAGGAUAAGGCCCUCGCGCGGUACGCGCCCGAGCAGCGUGCGAUGGCGCACCUGUGGCUCGCGGCGCACGCGCACCGCGCGCGCGACCCGUCGCUGCCCGCCGUGCUCGUCGCGCACGUCGAGGACGCGUGCAGGGUGCUGAAGGGAAUGGUGCCCGCUGCGGUGCCGCGAUUGUCGAUGGGCAAGUCGCCCGCGGGUAAGCAGAAGGAGACAGUGGGGGAGGAGAAGGGGAGGAGGGGCGUGAGGACGACGAGGGCGAAGCCUGCGCCGGCGGGCGGCGAGGCGGCGAAGGGGAGGGUGCCGGCUGGGAGGACGCGCGCGGCGAAGACGGCUGUGACUGUGGCCGCGCCUGUUACGCCGAAACGGCGGAGAGCGUUGGACCCGGUGUCUCUGAACACUGCGGUGAUCAGUCCGACUAGGAAUUCGCUGCCUGUGGCAGGUGUGCAGGGGAAGAUGGAGUUUGACGAUUUCGGAAGACUUGUGAACCUGAUCCGGAUGGUUUCACAUUUAGUCGGUUUGGUGGGCCACGUCCUCGCGCGGGUCCAGCUCCUGAACGCUGCCCGGAGAUUGACGGAACGGCACACCGGAGUUGCGUCGGAAGUGUAUGUCUCGCUGACGAUCGACACCGCGCACGAGUACGUCAAGCUCGGCCGCGCCGAGAAGGCGGUUUCGGUCCUGGCGCACGUCCUACCCGCGAUCCGGAGCGGAACGUUGUCCCAGGAGGGCGUGAUCGUGUUCUUGCUGCGCUAUGCGGAGGCGCAGGCUGCCAUGGGCGAGGUCCUGAAGGCAUCGCUCACAUAUUGCGAAGCUGUUACUACUGCGGCAGACUUUGUUAUUGACGAGAAAGGGCUGCCGACGGCGCAGCGUAUCCGAGUCCGGACCGCGCUGCUCGAGCGUGCAGCGGAAGCUGCGCUAGCGUAUGCAGCUAUCCAAGACGCGAGGGACGAUCCGACCUCAUCACUCGAAGGCCUCCUCCAGGCCCUCCGCCUAUGGAACCGCGCGAUCGACACCCUCUCGCGCCUGCAGCCCACCACACCCAAACCAGCCCCAGAAGACAACCCAUUCGAAGUGCCCAAACCCGCAAACCCCGCACAGGCCGUCGCGCAGCUGCAGGAACCGCGCGUGCUCUCCCCGCACGCGAGCCGCGCGCCGUCUGCGCUCGACUCCUCCGGGUGGCGCCUCGCGGAGGGCUUGCUGUGCACGCUGCUCGCGCUCGCGCAGGCGUACGCGGCGCGCGGGAGCGCGCGCGAGGCGGAAUUCUUCGCGCAGCAGACGCGCGAGCUCGCGGGGGCGCUGCACGCGCCGGUGAUGGUGAGCCGCGCGCUCGCGCAGCUGGGCGAGCUGCAGAUCCAGAUGGGGCUGCUGCAGAAGGGGCAUGCGGCGCUCAUGGAGGCGGCGGCGCUCGUGGGGCACCUGCGGGGCCCGGACGUGGCGGAGAUUAGGAGGCUGCAGGGGCGGUAUAGGGAGUUGAGCGCGGACAGUAAGGGUGCGCAGGUGUUGUUUGAGGAGGCGACGAGUUUGUUGGAUGAGCUUGGGGGCGUGUUUGCGAGUAUGGAUGGGGGGAGCGGGGCGAGGAAGAGCUUGGUGGCGUCUCCGAGGGCGGUGAAUGUCAAUGCUCAGACGUCGAUGUCUGAGAGCAUCCUCGCGCCGACGUUGCUCGCGAGAUUGUUGAGGCAUCAUAUUUCGCUACUGCACGAGGUGGGCGAGGAGUACGCCAACCUCCUCCAACGCUUCGCGAAGCUGCCUCAGACGGCAGACGCCAAGGCGGAAGAGAUCGCUUUGCGCGCAAAGCUCACGCUCGAUGAUUUGUAUUCUCGUUUCCGUGCGGACAUGUUCCUCAGCUCCCUUGCAGAGUCCGGUGAGUGUUGCCCGCUGGACGUUGUAUCGUUAUACAUGCUGGAGACUCUGGCUACGGCUGAAAAACUGUUCUGGGAACAUAUGAGCUACAUCGCCCGUCGGGGACAUGUUUCGUCUGUCCGCGAGGCGGCCGUCUGCCUUGCUCUCAUCCGGACGUUCCGGACGAGCUUGGGUCGCGGAGACGUGCAAACGCCCGUACUUGCCGCUCAGCUGCUAGAUGGGUCUACGGUGACCACGCUGCGCCGCGAGAUGUUGGACGUCAUCCGCCACAAGUUCCUCAACUUGAACGCCAUGGACGACAUGCAAUGGCCGCACAUCACACCCAAUGGGUCGCCCCUUCCGCCACAACCGAAGUCGAGACCGGCCGCACGCUUUAGCUCUCUUAUAUCCGACUCGGAGGACGAUGAGCCGAUGGACGACGUCGACCUGAAGGCGUACUGGCAGGCGAUCGCGAAGCGAUAUGAAGCGCAGAGCUUCGACAUGGCGAAGAUGUCUGUCAACCAGGCCGACCAACUUCCGCCGCACUGGACGGUCGUGAACGUCAGUAUCACCGAAGAUCGUCAUACCAUGUUCGUUACUCGCCAGCGUGCGGGUCAUAAGCCUCUCAUUUUCUGCCUGCCCCUCAAAGGCAGGAGAGAGGGCCAGGAAGACGAGCAUCUGACAUACGAGGACGCGAUCAAGGAGCUGCAAGAGAUUAUUCGUUUGAGCGACGAGGGCACUCGGCAGGCUGCAGACGUUAAGAAAGAUGAUCGGGAAGCUCGCAUGGCCUGGUGGAAAACCCGGUCUGAGCUCGAUGGCCGACUCCGCGAGCUCCUCGGAGACAUCGAGUUCUGCUGGCUUGGCGCGUUCAAGACCAUCUUCACACCGACAGAUCUGCACUCGGAAGACCUCGCGGCGCUUCGCACUCGCUUGGACGUGGUGUUCAAGGGCAGCCUCGUGUUCCAGGAGAAGAAGCCGAAGUCCCGCCUCGGCCUCGACGACGGCCUUCUCGAGUGCUUCUCCACGCUGCCGCCGAACUGCCGCGAUGAGGAGCUCGAAGACCUCGUCUAUUUCAUCCUCGACCUGUACCAGUUCCACGGCGUGCCGGUCGCCAUCUCCGAGGUGGACAUGGACCAGGUGGUGGUCGAGCUGCGGAACGCGCUCGAGGAGCACGCCGCGCGGAUCAAGGGGCGCGGCGCGGCGGACGCAAACGCAGACGGAGAUGCAGCCGGGCAGGACGACGGCCACAUCUUCCUCGUGCUGGACAAGAACGUGCAGGGCAUCCCGUGGGAGUCGCUCCCGGUCCUGCGCGGGAAGAGCGUGAGCCGGGUCCCGAGCAUGGACUUCCUCACCGACCGGCUCGAGUUCUCGCACUGGCGCAAGUGGGAGGACGGGCGCGCGCAGGAGGGCCGCGUCGACCAGGCGAGCGUCGACCCGCGGCGGACGUACUUUGUGCUGAACCCGAGCGGGGACCUGAAGGGCACCGAGGGCCGCUUCGCGGAGUGGCUGGCGGGCAUGAAGAGCGUCGGGUGGGACGGGGUGGUGGGGCGUGCGCCGAGCGAGCAGCAGUUUGUGGAUGCGCUGACGAACCGCGACCUGGUGAUAUACUUUGGGCACGGCGGUGCUGAACAGUACGUGCGCUCGCACAAGAUCCGCCACCUGCCGAGAUGCGCUGCGACGAUGCUCUGGGGCUGUUCGUCAGGCAUCCUCAAGUAUAUGGGUGACUUCGACCGAACGGGCACCCCAUACCAUUACAUGCUCGCAGGCUGCCCAACGCUGGUGGCGAACCUAUGGGACGUGACCGACCGCGACAUCGACAAGUUCUCACAGUCGGUGUUCGACGACCUGCAUCUGAACGCGGACGCGGUCAAACGGUGGCGGGCGGACGACGGGGGCGCGGAGCGGACCUCGGUCGUGCGCGCGGUGGCGAAGGCGCGGGAGAGCUGCAAGCUGAAGUAUCUGACUGGGGCGGCGCCUGUGGUGUACGGGAUACCCUUCUACUUGUGA